Strongylus vulgaris is the source of this 147-nucleotide messenger RNA. NCBI's taxonomy places the organism in Eukaryota, Metazoa, Nematoda, Chromadorea, Rhabditida, Strongylidae. The record is from the annotation of a GenBank genome assembly.
AUGGACGAUUCAGCUUUACUCGACCUUUUUAUGGCCUACGAAUUGCUCCGAUCCUUCCCGAAGACUCUGGGAUGUAUCGUUGUCGACUGGAGACCGAUCCGUUGUUCGCGCUCACGCUCUCCACCGCCUAUGUGGAGUUGGCAGUGA